AAAAGCCUUAGCCCUAGGAUCUGAUUAGGCAUAACCAGAAGGCUGUGCAGAGGGAAAGAUGUGCAAGACUUCCCUGCUGCCCAAAGUUCUGACUUUGGGGGUCCUGGGCCUCCUGAUUCCAGCCCAAGGGCAUAAUACUGAUGACCUCAUCAGGACCACUGAGUCUGGACAGAUCCAAGGGACUCACAUCAGUGUCAAGGGGACUGACAAAGGUAUCAAUGUUUUCCUGGGAAUCCCCUUUGCCAAACCUCCUGUUGGGGACCUGAGGUUUUCUCCUCCACAACCAGUGGAUUCAUGGAGCAAUGUGAGAGAUGCAACUUCUCAUCCAUAUAUGUGUUUACAGGAUGCCGCUGUCCUAGGAAAAAUACUGAAGUCUCUGAAAAUAAACUUCCCUAUCACUGGCAAGUCUGAAGACUGUUUGUAUCUCAAUAUCUACACUCCUGACCAUGCAAAGGAGGGGGCCAGAUUGCCAGUGAUGGUUUGGAUCCAUGGUGGUGGUCUUGUCUUGGGUUCUGCCUCCAUAUAUGAUGGUUCAAUAUUGUCUGCCUCCCAGAAUGUGGUAGUGGUCACCAUCCAGUACAGACUAGGCAUCCUUGGAUUCUUUAGCACUGGGGAUGCUCAUGCCCCUGGCAACUGGGGUUACCUGGAUCAAGUGGCUGCCCUGAGGUGGGUCCAGAAGAACAUCGCCCACUUUGGAGGAGAUCCUGGCCGUGUGACCAUCUUUGGCGAGUCUGCCGGGGGAACUAGUGUUUCCUCACACGUUCUGUCUCCCAUGUCCAAAGGCUUGUUCCACAGGGUGAUCAUGGAGAGCGGUGUGGCCCUCCUCCCAGGCCUGAUUUCUUCCAGCUCAGAAAUUGUUGCAAAUGUUGUUGCCAAUCUGUCUGCUUGUGAGAGACAUAGUUCUGCUUCCAUGGUUCAAUGCCUCAGGACCAAAACUGAAGAGGAGAUCCUGGCCAUUGGCAAGCAUUUCCCAAUAAUCCCUGGAGUAGUUGAUGGACAGUUCCUGCCCAAACACCCUGAAGAGUUGCUGGCUAUGGGAGAGUUCCACCAAGUCCCUUCCAUCAUUGGUGUCAACAACCAUGAGUAUGGUUGGCUUAUUCCUGCGGAAAUGGGCAUUGCUGGAUUUAAGGAAACCAUGAAUAAAGGAAGUAUCCAAUCAUUACUGCAGAAUCCACUGUGGGGUAUUCCUUCUGAACUUCAGCAUUUGAUGAUGGAAGAGUAUUUAAAAGAUAUUGAGGACCCUAGAGAACUUCGAGCUCAAUACCAGGAAAUGAUGGGGGAUUUGAUCUUUGUUAUUCCUGCCCUCAAAGUAGCCAAGUAUCAACACAGUCCCAGCUCUCCAGUCUACUUUUAUGAAUUUCAGCACCGUCCAAGCAUACUUAAGGAUGUCAAACCAGAUUUUGUGAAAGCAGACCAUGCUGAUGAGCUGCCUUUUGUCUUUGGAGCUCCUUUCUUAUGGGAGGAAACAGAAGAUGAAAAGCUCCUGAGCCAUAGGAUAAUGAGUUACUGGGCAAACUUUGCCCGCCAUGGAGACCCAAAUGGGGCAGACCUUUUGCACUGGCCUGUCUAUGACCAGAAGGAAGAAUACAUGCAGCUGAAUUUGCAGUUGUCUGUGGGAAAGAGACUGAAGUGGGAUAAGUUGGAGUUCUGGACCAAGACUGUGCCUCAGAAGAUGAAGGAAUCAGGGCCUGAAAAAGCCCGGGUGGAGUUGUGAUCCCUAAGCAUAACGAUUUUAGCAAUUGUUGCAGUCCAAUAACCCCCAGUCAUUUCCUUUGAGUAGUUCCCCAGUCCCAGCUAAAGUUUACUGGAGUUUAGAGUCAAAUAUUCUGACUCUCGGUCACUACUACUGUUGGAGAUGAAUUUAACUGUUAUUCAGAAGGGAAAAACUCAUUUACAACAUGCUUACUGUAUGCCAGGCGCUGUGCUAAGAAAACGCUUUUAUAAAUUUUACCUCAUUUGAAGGGAACCUUCCAAUUUUGAGACCAUGGGAAUCCAAUGAGACCAGCCAGUCUACCCUGUCUCUAGAGAAAAAAAUCCCUAGUUCUUUUCACAGCAUUAUAGUGGAGGUGGUUUCAUUUUCACCCUUUGUAUCUCUAGGGCACUUGGUUGGUAGGUAAAAGUUAAUGAUUAUUAACUGACUGAAUGAUUGAUUUAGAGCUGGAAGAGAUGUUGGAAAUCAUUGAACAAGGAUAAACAUUGAGGCCCAGAGAAGGGAAAGGACUGAUCCAAGGUAAUGCAGACACUAGUCAGGUCCUCUGACUUCAAAUCUGAGACUCCUGUUAAUACACUGAGUUGCUUCCAGGGACCAGUGAAAAUAGCAGACAUCUCUCUCCUGAAUUAUCAUUAGUGAGUGUUUUCCAGACAACAUUUUUGUGAGGAGAUAAUGUGGUGCACUAAGGAUCCCCAAAACAAUACUUCAAGAUAAUAAAGCAAAUCACAUGAUGCCUUACGUGCAGAGGAGCAGCAUAGAGAGACAAUAUCUCUGAGCCCAAAUUCAAUGUGUUUUUCCUAGAGGAUUUCUUUUAUAUAGAAAAAAUAGCAAAAUCAAAGGAAAUGCUUCCUCUACUAUGACUGCUCAUGCUAACAAGCUAUUUCACAAUAACUAUACAUUUUACUAACAGGAUACAGGCAGGGAUGUUCUUGGAAAUAUUUAACAAUCAGCUCUCUGAAAACCUCACAAGACACACUUUUAUGUUAUAUUAUUCACAUUUUCUCCAUCACUUCAUUAAAUAUACAAAUCUACAAACCAAUGACCCAAGCUCUAAUUUCUAAUGGAUGCCAAUUUCUAAGGUAUAAAUGCUCAUGCUGAAAGUUUAACAACCAGCUCUGGUACAAAUUGGCUCCAGCACAUCCCUGGAUACAGGGAGAAUAAAACAUUCUUUGUUAAGAAAUAUUGGGCUGUUAAAACCUCUUUUGCCAAUAAGAGGCUUCUGAUUAAGAAAACAAGACAUAAUUGAUGUGGUGUUCAGAGGAUUAAGGCAGUAUAUAGGUGAUAUAGAUAAUAAGUGCAGCUGAGUGGCCAGGUCACCUCAUAUCUGGAACUUGAAAAUAGCCUGUGGUUUAAUUUCCCUUGCCUCAGUUUUCUUCCUACUCCAACCCAUCCUCCAGUCAUAUCUGACAAUGUCAGGCCUUAGUUGAUAAUUACUCCCUUUUGUGUACUCUUUGAUCCGGUCAUAGCGACCUCUUUGGUGUUCCUGAAACAAGACACAGCAUCUCUGGACUCUGGGCAUUUUCUCUGGCUAUUCCCCAUUAUUGGAAUGCCUUCCUCCCUCAUUUGUACCACUGGGCUCCCUUCAAGUCUCAGCUAAAAUCUCCCCUUUUGUAGGAAGCCUUUGCAGGAUGCCCCUUAAUGCUGGUGCCUUCUUGCUAUUGAUCAUCCCCAAUUUGCUUUGUAGAUAUGUUGUAUUUACAUAGGUGUUUGCAGGUUAUCUCCCUUCAUUAGACUGUGAGCUCCAGGAAGACAGUUUUUUAACCUCUUUUUGUAUUCCCAGUGCUUGAGUGCCUGAUGGAUGGUGUGUCCCUCAUAAAUACUUAAAUCGUCACCCACUAGCUAAAUGUCCCUUUGCCUGUUGGAAUGUCUUUUUUCACUGUGAACUCAGUUUAAAUGAUAAAAAUGACACCACUGAC
Messenger RNA from Dromiciops gliroides (monito del monte), 3627 nucleotides. Its product is annotated as cocaine esterase-like. Lineage: Eukaryota; Metazoa; Chordata; Mammalia; Microbiotheria; Microbiotheriidae. Bases 59 to 1714 code for a protein of 551 amino acids. The record is from RefSeq and is a predicted model, not a curated record. The transcript has 13 exons.